ACACACACACACACACACAAACAUAGGGCGGCACUCAGGCUUUUCCGUUGGCUUUUACCCUCCAAAGCUAUAAUUUGGGAAGAGGUCGUGGGGGUAUCUUUGUGGAUAAGCAAAACUGGAUUAAAAUCAAGAUCUCUGCUCUUAUCAAUCCAAUGGAAUCUAUAUGCUAAACCUCUGUGUUCUCAAAUCAUCAACAUGGAACUUAUUACCCGAGGGGAUCCAGCUGCCAAAAGGGGGGAAAAAUCAAGAGCUGCUCUUAAAAGAAGUUGCCCUUGCUGGUGCUCAGGGUAAAAAUAGAGGCGGCCGCUUGGAACGGCUUGGCCCUGACUCCAGGCAUCCCGCGAGCUGGGCUCGAGCAGCGCGUUCCGGCGUGAUCCCUGGAAGCUGCCAGCAGGUGUUGCUCAAGUGCCAAUACCAUGAAGAGGAACUCAGACAGCUCUUACCACAUGAUACAAGAGCCGGCUGGUGAGAGAGAAGGGACCAGAAAGAGAAUUUGCUGAAGAGGAGAAGGAAAAAAAAAAAAAUCCAAAAAACCUGUGCGUGAGGGGGGAGGAAAAACAGGGCCUUUAAAAAAAAAAAGGCAAUCACAACAACUUUUCCUGCCAGGAUGCCCUUGCUUUGGCUGAGAGGAUUUCUGUGGGCAAGUUGCUGGAUUAUAGUGAGGAGUUCCCCCACCCCAGGAUCCGAGGGGCACAGCGCAGCCCCCGACUGUCCGUCCUGUGCGCUGGCCACCCUCCCAAAGGAUGUACCCAACUCUCAGCCAGAGAUGGUGGAGGCCGUAAAGAAGCACAUUUUAAACAUGCUGCAUUUGAAGAAGAGACCCGAUGUCACCCAGCCGGUGCCCAAGGCGGCGCUUCUGAACGCGAUCAGAAAGCUUCAUGUGGGCAAAGUGGGGGAGAACGGGUAUGUGGAGAUUGAGGACGACAUUGGAAGGAGGGCAGAAAUGAAUGAACUUAUGGAGCAGACUUCGGAGAUCAUCACGUUUGCGGAAUCAGGCACAGCCAGGAAGACUCUGCACUUUGAGAUUUCCAAGGAAGGCAGCGACCUGUCUGUGGUGGAGCGUGCGGAAAUCUGGCUCUUCCUGAAAGUCCCCAAGGCCAACAGAACCAGGAGCAAAGUCACCAUCCGCCUCUUUCAGCAGCAGAAGCACCCACAGGGCAGCUUGGACACGGGGGAUGAGGCCGAGGAAGUAGGCUUAAAGGGGGAGAGGAGUGAACUGUUGCUAUCUGAGAAGGUGGUGGAUGCUCGGAAGAGCACCUGGCACAUCUUUCCUGUCUCCAGCAGCAUCCAGCGAUUGCUGGACCAGGGCAAGAGCUCCCUGGAUGUGCGGAUUGCCUGUGAGCAGUGCCAGGAGAGCGGCGCCAGCCUGGUGCUCCUGGGCAAGAAGAAGAAGAAAGAAGAGGACGGGGAUGGGAAGAAGAAGGAUGGAGGUGAAGGAGCAGCAGAUGAGGAGAAGGAGCAGUCACACAGACCUUUCCUCAUGCUGCAGGCUCGGCAGUCAGAAGACCACCCUCACCGCCGGCGAAGGCGGGGCCUGGAGUGUGACGGCAAGGUCAACAUCUGCUGUAAGAAACAGUUCUUUGUCAGCUUCAAGGACAUUGGCUGGAAUGACUGGAUCAUCGCUCCCUCGGGCUAUCAUGCCAACUACUGCGAGGGUGAGUGCCCGAGCCACAUAGCAGGCACGUCGGGGUCCUCACUGUCCUUUCACUCGACAGUCAUCAACCACUACCGCAUGCGGGGUCACAGCCCCUUUGCCAACCUCAAGUCUUGCUGUGUGCCCACCAAGCUGAGACCCAUGUCCAUGCUGUACUAUGACGAUGGGCAAAACAUCAUCAAAAAGGACAUUCAGAACAUGAUCGUGGAGGAGUGUGGGUGUUCCUAGAGUCACCCACCCUGGGGCGGGGGGGGGAAAGGGAACUAGGGUUGUCCAGAGAAGACAGUGGCAAAAUGAAGAAAAAAAAAUUUAAGGUUUCUGAGUUUAACAACCAGAAAAAAAUAGAAAUUAAAAAACAAACAAAAAAACAAAAAACAAAAAAAAAAUGAACAAAAAAAAAGAGACAAAAACUAAAAACAUGAUGAAAUAGAUGAAGGAGGAUGUGGGGAAAAAAAAAAAAAAUCCUUAGCCAGGGCUCAGAGAUGAAGCAGUGAAGGAGACAGGAAUUGGGAGGGAAAGGGAGAAGGGUGUACCCUUCAUUUCUUCUGAAAUCAAACUGAUGACCUCAGUUGUUUAACCGGGUAUUGUCCUCUCCCCCCCUUGCGGUUCCCCUGUGAGCUCCAAGUCACCUUGUCUAGUCUGCAGUAACUGUGGACUAGCAUGACCCAAAUUAUGUCUAGAAAGCCAUGAGUUUGGAAGGGCCAGUCCCACCCAGCUACCCAGGUCACAUGCAUGUCUGUGUGACACUAUGUCUGCAUAUGUCACCAGACAUGCCCACACAGGCGUUUCCACACACCACAUACACACACAUACCAGUAAAAGAACAGGCGUGUGCAGGUGGUCACACUUUCUUUUUCUGUACCACUUUCGCAACAAGACAAAACAAAACAAAAAAACCAACAUUAAAAAAAAAAAUUGAGAACAAGAAUGGGAAGAAUGAAAGAUCAAGGAAAAAAGAAUACCAAGUUACAUUUCGUUAAGGUGCUUAUGAUCUUAGAACUAUGCAACCUAAUAGGUUUGAAACUGUUUACCUGAGAGAGAACAAAAAGAGAGACUUUUUUGUAUCGGAAGUAACCUGAUUAAUUUUUAUUUUCUUCAAGGAGAGAUACUUGAAAGGAAUAUGUUUGUCCAUCUGUUGGAUCCAAACAUUUCUAUAUUUUGUAAAUGUUGUUUUUUUUUUUUUAUUGUUUACUAUUUGCACUACAAUGGUGUUUGACCUGUCUAAUCCUUAUUUAACAAGUAUUUUCUUUGGGUGGGGGUGGGGGUGGGGUUUAAGAGCUGCACUUAAUGUGAGCUAUAAAAGAACUGCUACAGCACACAAAAUAGCUAUUUUUAUUAUUAUAAUUAUAAUUAUUAUUAUUAUUUUGUACCUUAAAAAAAUAGACACAUACACCAAAGACAUUUGUGUGAGCCUUUAAACAGUCUGUCUGUGGUUGGUAUCAUUUACCAUCAAUGAGUCAGGGGUUGAGAUUCAAGGUUGAGUAAGGGGGGAUUGUGUUCAGGCUUAAAAGCCCUGAGAAGUUUGGUUUUUGACUCCUUUUACAUCCAUGAAACAGGACAUUUCAUACUGGAUGUGCAGUAGUUGUACACUGUUGGAUAUCAAGUUCAAAUUCAUGAGACUACAUGCUUGUAUGUGUAUAUAUACAUUGCUUGUGCAUACGCAUAUCUGUAUGUAUAUAUACAUGUAUUGUACCAUGUCCAUACACAUUUUAAGCACUUCAGGCUGUCAUUUUUUAAUGUUCUUAAAGCAAUGAAUGUUUGUGUGCAAAACACAGUAUUUUUAAGAAGGAUAGGCUAUAGUUUUUGCUUUUACUCUGAACUAGGUGGGCACAUUUCAAAAAUUUGGUUGGGAAAAAGUCUGGAAAUUCCAGUGAAUAUUCAGCAAGGCCCUCUUUAAAUGUACAGGGAUCAAACUCCCUCCUCUUUCUUGUCCCCACCACCCCUACAAGUUAUCCCCUGUGGGGAAAACAGGAUAUUAAUCAAAACUGUAGGUUAAUUUUUUUUCAAUUUCUAUUUAUUAUCUAUUGGAAUCAAUCUUAAAUCAGAAACUUUUUCGGAAAAAAAAUUAAUCUGUAGACCAGAAUAAAAGAGUUGAGUACAUUUUUUUUUUAAUGGUGUAGGCCUGAUUUUGAGAGAUAUUACUUGCACCCACUAGAUUAAGUAAUGUUAGUACUUAAGUAAUUUGGAGGAAGAUGUAUAAGAGAAUGGGAGUUAAGGAAGAGAAGGGUUAAAAAAAAAAGUUGGGAUAAGGGCAGCAGUAUGAAUUUCUAAUAUUUAAUUUGCAUUCAAAACUCGAUAUGUAAGUUUGUAUGUAUCAAUUCAGAUGCAAAAAGGGAAAAAUAUUUGUCUUAUAAAUCUCAAAGUAUUGCUUAAAGCUAAGUUUCUAAUUUAUUCAGUAUUUUGCUUGCCUAGAACAGCUAAUAAGUCAUUCAUUUAUGUGCUGAUGAAAAUACAGAGCCUUCUUUUUACUGACUUGUUUGAAACUGCAAACAUUUGCAAAAAUCGGAAAAAUUUCUAAUUGAGAAAAAUUACAUUCAUCAGUAUUUUGUAAGAUGUUGAAGCUUUUAGCCUUAUGUCAAUCCAUAGAUUUUUAAAAAAGGAGUUUUAGGAAAACGAAAUAUCAGUGAGAAACCAAAUAUUACAAAAGGUGGUUUAUCUUGUCUUAAAAAUUAUACUGUCAGUAUAGUAUAAAAUUAGGCUAUGUGUAGGAAAAUUUGCCUCAUUACUGGGGCAAAUAUACUUACCACAUUCUAGGGGCCUGCCUGUCUUAUGCAGGAAAGAACAUGUACUGCAUGAGAAACUCAUUAGUGGAUUCUAAUUAAGGUCCUUUGACCUUAGAUAUCAUGCAUGUGGGGAAGGUAGGUAUGGGGAGGGAAGUUAGGGAAAGAAGUAGAUGGCAUUUCAACUUCACCAGUUUUUAUGAAAAUCUUGGAGGGCCUCAAACUGCUGCUUCUUUGGUACUGGAACUAAUACUGGAACCUGUGGUCACAGUGUGAGGAAAUAAGUCCUACUUCACCUUGUGCUAAGAGAUGGUCAAGGCCACAGGAAAGAACAGGCACUUGCAAAGGCAGCCAUGUGGGGUUCCCAUUCAUCUCAAAUGAAUUUGCCAUUUCGUUAAGUCCUUCCUUUCUCUCCUAGUGGUAAGAGGGGUUUGAUUAGUGCCAUAGCAAUAUAAAACUGAGUGAAAUGAAAUUCCAUAUGACGAUAUUUGGAUUAGAAAUUAAAUGAUAGGUUGGUCACACACCCACAAACUUUAACCCUGUUUCAUUAAAUUUUUAUGGCCUUGUGUUAGAAUUAUGAAUUGCUACCAUCUUUAAUAAUACAAAGCCCUGUGAACCACUGCUCUUUACAUAGCUAUAUGGGGCCAAAAUGAUCAGCUUUUAAUUCCUGUCAUAUUGGGUUCUUGGCAGUAGGUUUUACCUUAUAGAAGGGUGGCCGUGUUGUAUCCCACUAUCUCUCUACUCCUUCUCUAGGGCUGAUAUCUAGGCUCCUAAAUAUUUGCCCACACUAAUUCUAGAAGCUUGGAAAAGCACUUGCCCUCAGUAUAUCUCUUAAAGAAAAAAUAAGUAUUUUGUAGACUGAAUUGAAAUUUUCUUUUUUUUUUCCAAAAAAGUAAAGUGAAUUCUAGCACACCGAGUUGUGAUUUUCUUGUCUCAGAAGACCAACAAAUUUCACAUAUGUUUAAGAUUGAUUCCACACUCCAUUUUCAAGGCAAGUCCUUGCAUUCUCCUCAAAGGUAGAGCAAGUAAAAUUUUUUUUCUGCUCUUGUGGGAUUGAACUUUAGGAGGUGACUCUAAAAAAAAACAGAGCAAAUAUGUCUCAGUUGUAUUAAACAUAGAUUCAAAUUAUCAUGUUCCCUUGAAAAUAUGAGUUCCUGUGGGCCUUUUGGCAACUUCCCUUUUCAAUGUAGAGAAAAACUUAGUCACCCUGAAAACCUACAUAAUAAAUGAAACUUGUAGAUGUGGGCAGAAGGUUUGGGGGUGGACAUUGUAUGUGUUUAAAUUAAACCCUGUAUUACGGAGAAGCUAUUGUAUGGGUCAGAGAAAAUGAAUGCUAAGAAGCUGUUCACAUCUUCAAGAGCAGAAGCAAACCACAUGUCUCAGCUAUAUUAUUAUUUAUUUUUAUGCAUAAAGUGAAUCAUUUCUUCUGUAUUAAUUUUCAAUGGGUUUUACCCUCUAUUUAAAUGCUUUGAAAAACAGUGCAUUGACAAUGGGUUGAUAUUUUUCUUUAAAAGAAAAAUAUAAUUAUGAAAGCCAAGAUAAUCUGAAGCCUGUUUUGUUUUAAAACUUUAUGUUCUGUGGUUGAUGUUUGUUUGUUUGUUUUUAUUUUUAUUUUGUGGGUCCUUUAUUAUUAUUAUUAUUUUUUUUUUUGCAUACUACAUGCAGUUCUUUAACCAAUGUCUGUUUGGCUAAUGUAAUUAAAGUUGUUAAUUUAUAUGAGUGCAUUUCAACUAUGUCAAUGGUUUCUUAAUAUUUAUUGUGUAGAAGUACUGGUAAUUUUUUUAUUUACAAUAUGUUUAAAGAGAUAACAGUUUGAUAUGUUUUCAUGUGUUUAUAGCAGAAGUUAUUUAUUUCUAUGGCAUUCCAGCGGAUAUUUUGGUGUUUGCGAGGCAUGCAGUCAAUAUUUUGUACAGUUAGUGGACAGUAUUCAGCAACGCCUGAUAGCUUCUUUGGCCUUAUGUUAAAUAAAAAGAUCUGUUUGGGA
Molecule: messenger RNA, 6358 nt
Organism: Marmota monax (woodchuck)
Lineage: Eukaryota; Metazoa; Chordata; Mammalia; Rodentia; Sciuridae
Gene: Inhba
Product: inhibin subunit beta A
Exons: 5
Coding region: 608-1882 (424 amino acids)
Biological process (GO): BMP signaling pathway; SMAD protein signal transduction
Cellular component (GO): extracellular region
Molecular function (GO): hormone activity; growth factor activity; cytokine activity
Source: RefSeq, a predicted model, not a curated record